This is a messenger RNA of Medicago truncatula (barrel medic), 3875 nucleotides long. Its product is annotated as zinc finger BED domain-containing protein DAYSLEEPER. The transcript is spliced from 2 exons. The coding region runs from base 243 to 3566 and encodes 1107 amino acids. The record is from RefSeq and is a predicted model, not a curated record. Gene Ontology annotation, molecular function: DNA binding; protein dimerization activity. NCBI's taxonomy places the organism in Eukaryota, Viridiplantae, Streptophyta, Magnoliopsida, Fabales, Fabaceae.
AAAAAAAAAAAACAGAAAGUAUUGAACUAGCCGCGUCUCUCAAACUUGGUCCAAUUAGAUCUUAUCGGGUUUUCGUUUCAAAGCCCAAUCUCUCUCUCUCUCUCUCUCCCCGAAAAGCCCUAGAUCUCGCUUCCGCCACUUCCGCAGCUCGGUUCCGAGCUUCCGCACCCGGCACCGCCGUGCCGCGUUUCCAGAUUCAGAUUCAGUUGACUUAUAUCUGCAGGAGGGCAUAUACUGACAGGAUGGCUACCCUUGAAGAAGGUGAAGUAGCGAUGUCCCCUGAUGUAAAAGAUGAGACGAUCAAUGUCGACAAGAUGGAUGUCAUUGAAGAAGACAAAUUAGUGGUGACCCAUGAUGUAAAUCAAGAGCUAAAUGGUACUGACUCUCAACCUAGCAAUGAUCUUGAAACCCAGGCUACUGGUGGUGAUGUAAAUGUGUUCGACAAUGCCAAAGAAUGUCAGAAAAAUGAGGCAGAGAUUUCUGAAUCACUACCCAAAAACCAGGUUGGCAGUCAGCUUGGUGAUUCAAAAGUUACUCUUGACAAGAAGUCUACCCCUGAGGCACCACCCAGCAUCCAUGUGGUCGAUUCUGAAGCAUCGCCAAACAAAGGUGUGGUUUGUUCUGAAAUGCAGACAAGUAAUGAUGUGGUUGUAUCUGAAACACAGCACAGCAAUGAGGAUGCGGUACCUGAAGCACAGCACAACAAUGAAGGGGUAGCUUUAUCUGAAACACAACACAUAGAUGAGGAGGUUGCAUCGGAAAAACAGCACAACAAUGAAGGGGUAGCUUUAUCUCAAACACAACACAUAGAUGAGGAGGUUGCAUCGGAAAAACAGCACAACAAUGAGAGGGUGCUUGCAUCUGAAACACAGCCAACUGAUGAGACUAUUAUCUGUGAAGCACAGCACAACAAUGAGGAGGUUGUAUCUGAACCACAUUGCGAUGAUGAGGUGGUCAUGUCUGAAGCACAGCCCAUUAGUGAGGUGGUAAUGUCUGACUCACAGCAGAACAAUGAUGUGGUCAUAUCUGAUUCGCAGCCGAGCAGUGAGGUAGUUUUUUCUGACACACAACCCAAUAAUGAGACUGUCAUGUACGAGGCACAAAUCAGUAAUGAGACCGUAAUGCAUGAGGCGCAAAUUAGCGAUGAAGCUGUCAUGCACGAGGCAGAAAUCUGCAACGAUGGGGUUGCAUCUGAAGCUCGGCCUGAGAAUGAGUUAGCCGAUUCUACAAUGGAUCCCAACAAUCAGCUAUCCCAUCAAGAAAUUCUUGAUAAUCAUCAGUUCGCAGACAGUCAUAACACAGAUGACAGACCAAUACCCCACAAUCACUUGCAAGAGUAUGAUACGCAUCCGAACAGUCAUCUGGACCAUCACGAGGCACUAGACAACCAUCAGUUGCCAAACUCUGAAACACUCUCGCCUGAUCAGCUAGCCAAUUCCCAAAUGAUGUCUCAGUAUGACCUGGCAAAUGGUGAAACACUUCACAGCAAUCAGCUGGUAAGUUCUCAAGCACACUAUGAGAUAGUCAAUGCUAACAAUUUCCCCAGCUAUGAAAUAGUAAAUGCUGAAACUCCGCCAAACAAUGAAGAACAUACCCCAGAGACACAGCCAAGUAAGAGGAGGAAAAAAAAGUCUAUAGUCUGGGAACACUUUACCAUAGAAACAGUUAGCCCUGGAUGUAGAAGGGCAUGUUGCAAGGAAUGCAAACAAACUUUUGCCUACAGUACUGGCUCAAAAGUUGCUGGUACCAGCCACCUUAAACGGCACAUUGCAAAGGGAGCAUGCCCAGCUCUUCUGCGUAGUUUGGAUCCAAAUCAGCAUGCCCCAUAUACCCCACGUUCAAGGGGAAGUGGUGCUAGUAAUGCUAGCAAUACACCAAAACGACGAUAUAGAACCGCCAGCACACCUUACAUAAUUUUUGAUCAAGAUCGUUGUCGUCAUGAGAUUGCUAGGAUGAUCAUUAUGCAUGAUUACCCCCUUCACAUGGUUGAGCAUCCCGGAUUUGUUGCAUUUGUCCGAAAUCUGCAACCCCAGUUCAACAUGGUGACCUUUAAUACUAUUCAAGGAGACUGCGUCGCAACUUACUUGACUGAAAAGCAAAACCUUUCAAAAUAUUUUGAUGAGUUACCAGGACGUUUUGGUCUGACACUGGAUAUGUGGACCUCAAGUCAAUCUGUAGGUUAUGUAUUUAUCACGGGACAUUUUGUUGAUAGUGACUGGAAGUUGCAGAAGAGAAUUCUCAAUGUUGUGAUGGAACCAUGCCCUGAUUCUGACUCUGCUCUCAGCCAUGCUGUAUCUGCCUGCAUUUCUGAUUGGAAUUUGGAGGGUAGGCUGUUCACAAUUACUUGUAAUCAGCCACUUACUGAAGUUGCCCUUGAGAACCUCAGACCUCUACUCUCUGUGAAGAAUCCACUUAUCUUCAAUGGUCAGUUGCUAAUUGGACAUUGCAUUGCCCGUACUUUAAGCAAUGUUGCAUAUGAUUUGUUGAGCUCAGCACAAGGCAUUGUCAAUAAAAUCCGGGAAAGUGUGAAAUAUGUGAAGACUUCAGAAUCACAUGAGGAUAAAUUCCUGGAUCUUAAGGAACACCUUCAGGUUCCCAGUGAAAAGAGUCUUUUUAUUGAUGACCAAACCAAAUGGAAUACAACAUAUCAAAUGUUGGUUGCAGCUUCUGAACUGAAGGAAGUGUUUUCCUGUUUAGACACUUCUGAUCCUGAUUACAAAGGAGCCCCAUCUAUUCCAGACUGGAAACUUGUUGAGAUCCUCUGCACAUACUUGAAGCCCCUUUAUGAUGCAGCAAACAUUCUUAUGACAACAACUUAUCCCACUGCUAUUACAUUCUUUCAUGAAGUUUGGAAAUUACAUUUGGAUCUAUCUCGAGCUGUUAAGAAUGAGGAUCCCUUCAUUAGCGACCUUACUAAACCCAUGUACGAAAAGAUCGAUAAGUACUGGAGAGAUUGUAGUCUGGCUUUGGUGAUUGCUGUAGUUAUGGAUCCUCGUUUCAAGAUGAAGCUUGUUGAGUUCAGUUUCACAAAAAUCUACGGCGAGGAUGCUCAUGCGUAUGUCAAGAUUGUUGAUGACGGAAUUCAUGAGCUGUUUCAUGAGUAUGCAACCCUUCCUCUGCCACUAACACCGGCAUAUGCAGAAGAAGGAAAUGCUGGAAGCAGUAUGAAGAUGGAAGGAUCCUCUGGAGGAACUUUGUUGUCGGAUAAUGGUCUUACAGACUUUGAUGCCUACAUCAUGGAAACUUCUACCCAUCAGACAAAGUCUGAAUUGGAUCAGUAUCUGGAAGAAUCUCUAUUGCCACGAGUUCCAGACUUUGAUGUAUUAGGUUGGUGGAAGCUAAACAAACUUAAAUACCCCACACUUUCCAAGAUGGCCCGAGAUAUAUUGUCUAUUCCAGUUUCUACCGUUCCUUCUGACUCUAUCUUUGAUAAAAAGAGCAAAGAGAUGGAUCAGUAUCGAAGUUCCUUGCGUCCAGAGACAGUGGAGGCACUUGUGUGUGCCAAAGACUGGAUGCAGUAUGGUGCACCCGAAUCUUUGACUGCGCUUGUGAAAAUGGAAUUCUAGAUUUCAUGUUGUUGUACACUUGUACCCAGUAUGUUGGUAGGUUCUACUGUAUUUUACUUUUAGUUUUCUUUUAUGCGUUAUCUUGUAACAUAAGAGUGAUUAUUUUCGUUUAUUCGACUUGAAUAUUAAACUAUUAUGUAGCUUUUCUCUUAGAUGCUAGAACUAGUAAAUAGAUCCUAUUUUUCCCUAAUACAAGUAGUCCUUGAUGUGCAGCUCAAUCUGAUUUGUUCCAUCAGGAAUCAGCGUAAAUUUGAGGUGGCAGCGUAAAAGUUUGUUAGCGCUGCUAAUAUAGAAUUCACAUUCAGUUCA